Messenger RNA from Piliocolobus tephrosceles (Ugandan red Colobus), 2516 nucleotides. Its product is annotated as E3 ubiquitin-protein ligase HERC2-like. NCBI's taxonomy places the organism in Eukaryota, Metazoa, Chordata, Mammalia, Primates, Cercopithecidae. The record is from RefSeq and is a predicted model, not a curated record. Gene Ontology annotation, molecular function: zinc ion binding.
AGAGGUGUACUCCUGGGCUUUGGGGACAGAGGACGGCUGGGCCAUGGGAACACUCCUUGGCCGCCUUCUCUCUACUCAAACUGUAUCCCCACUCUGGAGUUUGCCAGAACAAAUCCCACAGCACUGUUCCUUCAUUCACAAACAGUUCACCCUGUCUCCCAUAGGCUGGAGCACAGUGACAUGAUCUUGGCUCACUGCAACCUCUGCCUCCUGGGUUCAAGCGAUUCUCCUGCCUCAGCCUCCCAGGUGGGAAUGAUGGUUAGAUGCUGCCAAGCGUAUGAAGAAGUGUGUGAAGGUGAUGUUGGCAAAGUCAUCAAGCUGGACAGAGAUGGAUUGCAUGAUCUCAAUGUGCAGUGUGACUGGCAGCAGAGGGGUACCUACUGGGUUAGGUACAUUCAUGUGGAACUUAUAGGCUAUCCUCCACCAAGUUCUUCUCACGUCAAGAUUGGUGAUAAAGUGCGGGUCAAAGCCUCUGUUGCCACACCGAAAUACCAGUGGGGAUCUGUGACUCAUCAGAGUGUGGGGGUUGUGAAAGCUUUCAGUGCCAAUGGAAAAGAUACCAUUGUCGAUCCCCAGCAGACUCACUGGACUGGGUUGCUGUCAGAAAUAGAGUUGGUCCCCAGUAUUCAUCCUGGGGUUACGUGUGAUGGAUGUCAGAUGUUUCCUAUCAGUGGAUCCAGAAUCAAAUGCAGAAACUGUGAGGACUUUGAUUUUUGUGAAACGUGUUUCAAGACCAAAAAACACAAUACCAGGCAUACAUUUGGCAGAACAAAUGAACCAGGUCAGUCUGCGGUAUUUUGUGGCUGUUCUGGAAAACAGCUGAAGCGUUGCCACAGCAGCCAGCGAGGCAUGCUGCUGGACAGCUGGUCCCGCAUGGCGAAGAGCCUGAACGUGUCGUCCUCCGUGAACCAGGCAUCCCGUCUCAUCGACGGCAGCGAGCCCUGCUGGCAGUCAUCAGGGUCGCAAGGAAAGCACUGGAUUCGUUUGGAGAUUUUCCCAGAUGUUCUUGUUCAUAGGUUAAAAAUGAUCGUAGAUCCUGCUGACAGUAGCUACAUGCCAUCCCUGGUUGUAGUGUCAGGUGGAAAUUCCCUGAAUAACCUUAUUGAACUAAAGACAAUCAAUAUUAACCCUUCUGACACCACAGUGCCCCUUCUGAAUGACUGCACAGAGUAUCACAGGUAUAUUGAAAUUGCCAUAAAGCAGUGCAGGAGCUCAGGAAUCGAUUGUAAAAUCCAUGGUCUCAUCCUGCUGGGACGGAUCCGGGCAGAGGAGGAAGAUUUGGCUGCAGUUCCUUUCUUAGCUUCAGAUAACGAAGAGGAGGAGGAUGAGAAAGACAACAGCGGAAGCCUCAUUACAAAGAAGGCUGCUGGGCUGGAAUCGGCAGCUGCGAUAAGAACCAAAGUGUUUGUGUGGGGUCUGAAUGACAAGGACCAGCUGGGCGGGCUGAAAGGCUCCAAGAUAAAGGUUCCUUCGUUCUCUGAGACACUGUCUGCUUUGAAUGUGGUACAGGUGGCUGGUGGUUCUAAAAGUUUGUUUGCAGUGACUGUGGAAGGGAAGGUGUACGCCUGUGGAGAAGCCACGAAUGGCCGGCUGGGGCUGGGCAUUUCCAGCGGGACGGUGCGCAUCCCACGGCAGAUCACAGCUCUCAGCAGCUACGUGCUGAAGAAGGUGGCUGUUCACUCAGGUGGCCGGCACGCGACGGCUUCAACUGUCGAUGGAGAAGUGUUCUCGUGGGGCGAAGGUGACGACGGAAAACUUGGACACUUCAGCAGAAUGAACUGUGACAAGCCAAGGCUGAUCGAGGCCCUGAAAACCAAGCGAAUCCGGGAUAUCGCCUGUGGGAGCUCGCACAGCGCGGCCCUCACAUCCAGCGGAGAACUGUACACCUGGGGCCUUGGCGAGUAUGGCCGGCUGGGACAUGGGGAUAAUACGACCCAGCUAAAGCCCAAAAUGGUGAAAGUCCUUCUUGGUCACAGAGUAAUCCAGGUUGCAUGUGGGAGUAGAGACGCACAGACCCGCCUGACCGAUGAAGGUUUGGUAUUUUCCUGGGAUGAUGGUGACUUUGGAAAAUUGGGCCGGGGCGGAAGUGAAGGCUGUAACAUUCCCCAGAACACUGAGAGACUGAAUGGACAGAGGGUGUGCCAGAUUGAGUGUGGAGCUCAGUUCUCCCUGGCGCUCACCAAGUCUGGAGUGGUGUGGACAUGGGGAAAGGGGGAUUACUUCAGGUUGGGCCAUGGCUCUGACGUGCACGUGCGGAAACCGCAGGUGGUGGAAGGGCUAAGAGGGAAGAAGAUCGUGCAUGUGGCUGUCGGGGCCCUGCACUGCCUGGUGGUCACGGACUCGGGGCAGGCGUGCCUUCAGAUGCCGAUUCUUUGCUGCCAGUAAUAAAAUAAGUGGUGCAAGUAAUUCUAAGCCGAAUCGCCCUUCUCUUGCCAAGAUUCUCUUGUCACUGGAUGGAAAUCUGGCCAAACAGCAGGCCUUAUCGCAUAUUCUUACAGCAUUGCAAAUCAUGUAUG